AAAUGUCAGACAAAACAACUUUCUCUGUAGAGGAGCAGUCAAUUAAAAUUGAGCCUCUAGAGUACUCAGUAGAGGACGUUAAUCGUGAUGCUGAAGUUGACCUUAACAGUCCUGGUGGUUUUAGGUCCGAAUCGUGUCCAGGGGGUGAUGAAACGUGUUUAGAAAAUUUCAUGAAGUCAGAAGUGACUAUCGAGGAAGAAGUUAAACAGGAUAUAAUUAAGACACCUGCUUAUAAAUGUGACAUUUGUAAUAGAUCAUUUACAGAAUCUCAUAAUCUAGAAGAGCACAUGGUCGAUCAUAUGCCUAGUCACAGCAAAGAACGUCCUUUCAAAUGCGAAAUCUGUUCCAAAGCUUUCAAACUAUCAAGCACAUUGAAAUCACACAUGUUUACACACUCUGAAGAACGACCCUUUAAAUGUGAUAUAUGCGAUAAGGCGUUUAAUCAAAAAAGCAAUCUAAGAACACACAUGCUUAUCCAUACAGAAGAACGCCGUUUUAAAUGCGAACUAUGCAAUCAGACAUUUAAACGAUUGAUCAAUUUGAAAAAUCACAUGUCCAUUCAUAGUGAUGAACGCUCCCAUGAAUGCGAAACAUGCAAUAAGUCAUUCAAACGAUUGACUACUUUGAAAUAUCACAUGCUCAUUCACAGUGGAGAGCGCCCUUUUAAAUGUGAAAUAUGCAGUCGGACAUUCAGCCAACCAUAUACUUUAAAACAGCACAUGCUUGCUCAUGAAGGAAAAUAUUCUUAUAAAUGCAAUAUAUGUGAUCAGGCUUUCACGCAGUCAAGUGGUCUGAAAAGGCACAUGGCCACUCAUUCUGGAGAGCGCCUUUUUGAAUGUGGAAUAUGUAAUCUGACAUUCAGCCAAUCAUAUAAUUUGAAGAAACACAUGCUGGUACAUGAAGGAGGACAUUCUGAUAAGAAUAAAUGUGGAAUUUGCAGUAAGGCAUUCUAUCAUAAAAGCAAGUUGGCAAAACACAUGAUUACCCAUGAAGCAAAACUCGAACAGGCUGCAGAAAAAUAG
Molecule: messenger RNA, 1022 nt
Organism: Ctenocephalides felis (cat flea)
Lineage: Eukaryota; Metazoa; Arthropoda; Insecta; Siphonaptera; Pulicidae
Product: zinc finger protein 525-like
Exons: 2
Coding region: 3-1022 (339 amino acids)
Biological process (GO): regulation of transcription by RNA polymerase II
Cellular component (GO): chromosome
Molecular function (GO): chromatin insulator sequence binding
Source: RefSeq, a predicted model, not a curated record